Molecule: messenger RNA, 6299 nt
Organism: Esox lucius (northern pike)
Lineage: Eukaryota; Metazoa; Chordata; Actinopteri; Esociformes; Esocidae
Gene: ptk2ab
Product: protein tyrosine kinase 2ab
Exons: 32
Coding region: 328-3609 (1093 amino acids)
Biological process (GO): protein phosphorylation; signal complex assembly
Cellular component (GO): focal adhesion; cytoskeleton
Molecular function (GO): ATP binding; protein tyrosine kinase activity
Source: RefSeq, a predicted model, not a curated record
UGUGCUGUGUGAGGAGACAGCUGUGACAUGUUCAUGACUCACCGGGGCUCCUGAGCGGACUCGACUCAUUGUGAAAACCAGGAUGUGACGUGACUGGGCAGGAAAGACAUGAAUGUGUUAUUCACUUUGCGUGUGUGUGUGUGUGUGUGUGACUGUGUGUGGGGGGGGUGAUGUUUGAGCAAGAGUGGGAGUGGAAUGUGUGUACGAAAAGGAGUGUGCAUUGAGACACGGGUCCGUCGACAGUGUUUGUUCCCAGCUUCCUUAAGUACUAAGCCGUAGGUGAUGAGUAGCCGCGGAGCCGCGGUGUAGCGCCGCGCUGUAACACCCAUGUUGGCAGUAGUGGCCAGUGUCAGGAUGCCAGAACGGGACUCCGCAGGGGCGUGUACAUGCUGGCCCUUCCUCAGCAAAGAAUAUGACCGACAGCUAGCCCCCAUCAAAGGAGGCAUGGCGUCAGCGUACCUGGACCCAAGCCUGAACCACCAGGCCGGUCUGUGUGGUGGGGGGGUGAAGCCACGUCUCAGCCUGGGAAUGGAGCGCUCCCCGGGGACCAUGGACCGCGUGCUCAAGAUCCACCACUACUUCGAGAGCAACAGUGAACCGUCCACCUGGGCCAGCAACAUCCGCCACGGAGACGCCACCGAUGUCAGGAGCAUCAUCCAGAAGAUAGCGGACAUACACAAGGUCAAAUGCGUGUCCUGCCUGGGCCUCCGUCUCAGCCACCUGCCUUCUGGGGACGUCCACUGGCUGCACCCAGACUUGGGGGUGUCGCACGUCAGGGAGAGGUACGAACUGCACCACCCUCAGGACGAGUGGAGGUAUGAGCUGCGUAUACGCUAUUUGCCAAAAGGAUUCUUGAACCAUUUUUCAGAAGACAAACCUACACUGAACUACUUCUACCAUCAGGUGAAGAGUGACUACAUGUUGGAAAUGGCAGAUCAAGUCGACCAAGACAUUGCACUUAAAUUGGGUUGCCUUGAAAUCAGGAGGUUUUUCAGGGAAAUGCGAGGCAACGCCCUGGAUAAGAAGUCAAACUAUGAAUUAUUGGAAAAAGAUGUGGGUUUACGAAGAUUCUUCCCCAAGAGUUUGCUGGAUUCUGUGAAGGCCAAAACAUUAAGGAAACUGAUCCAGCAGACCUUCAAGCAGUUUGCCAAUCUGAACGAUGAGCAGUGCAUCCACAAGUUCUUCGAGAUCCUGUCCCCCGUUUACAGAUUUGACAAGGAAUGUUUUAAAUGUGCCCUUGGGUCUAGCUGGAUUAUCUCCGUGGAGCUCGCCAUUGGACCUGAGGAGGGCAUCAGCUACCUGACGGACAAAGGCUCAACGCCGACCCACCUGGCCAACUUCACCCAGAUCCAGACCAUCCAGUACUCCAGCGCGGAGGACAAGGUCCGCCAAGGAAUGCUGCAGCUCAACGUGGCCGGGGCCCCUGAGCCCCUCACAGUGACCACUGCUUCUCUGAACACGGCAGAGAACAUGGCUGACCUCAUAGAUGGAUACUGUCGCCUGGUCAACAGAUCCCUCCAGUCCUUCAUUGUCCGGGUACAGAAAGAGGGAGAGAGAGCACUACCUUCCAUCCCAAAGUCCACCCCAAAAGUCUCCAACCAUGAGAAACGUCUUGAUGGAGGGGUUCGGGCAAGGGUGGCGUGUGUCUCAGAGACAGACGACUAUGCAGAGAUCGUAGAUGAGGACGAUACAUACACCAUGCCCUCCACCGGAGACUAUGAGAUCCAGAGGGAGAGGAUUGAGCUGGGACGCUGCAUUGGAGAGGGACAGUUUGGAGAUGUUCACCAAGGGGUCUACAUGAACCCGGAAAACCCUGCUCUGACGGUGGCUAUCAAGACAUGUAAAAACUGCACCUCUGAUAGUGUCAGGGAAAAGUUCCUGCAAGAAGCCUUGACCAUGCGACAGUUUGACCACCGUCACAUAGUGAAGCUGAUUGGAGUGAUCACAGAGAACCCUGUGUGGAUCAUUAUGGAGAUGUGUACCCUGGGAGAGCUACGCUCCUUUCUGCAAGUCAGAAAAUACAACCUGGACCUGGCGUCCCUGAUCCUCUACUCUUUCCAGCUAAGCACAGCACUCGCCUACCUGGAGAGCAAACGCUUUGUACAUAGGGAUAUUGCUGCCCGGAACGUUCUGGUGUCAUCAGUGGACUGUGUGAAACUGGGAGACUUUGGCUUGUCUCGAUACAUGGAAGACAGCUCCUACUACAAAGCCUCCAAGGGGAAACUACCCAUCAAAUGGAUGGCACCGGAAUCCAUCAACUUCAGGCGCUUCACCUCAGCCAGUGACGUGUGGAUGUUUGGUGUGUGCAUGUGGGAGAUCCUCAUGUACGGAGUCAAGCCCUUCCAGGGGGUGAAGAACAACGACGUGAUUGGCCGGAUAGAGAACGGCGAGCGGCUGGCCAUGCCUCACAACUGUCCCCCCACUCUGUACAGUCUGAUGACCAAGUGCUGGGCCUAUGACCCCAGCAAGAGGCCCCGCUUCACGGAGCUCAAAGCACAGCUCAGCCUGAUCCUGGAAGAGGAGAAGCUCCAGCAGAAGGAGAGGACACGCAUGGAGAUGAGACGACAGGUCAACGUGUCCUGGGAGUCAGGGGGGACAGACGAGGCACCGCCUAAACCCAGCAGACCAGGGUACCCCAGCCCUCGCUCCAGUGACGGGUUCUACCCCAGCCCACAGCAUUUGGGUCAGCACAACCAUUACGAGGUGACCGGAUACCCAGGUCCUCACGGCCUGCCUUCCAUGCCCAACAGCCUGUACCCUCCCCAGGGCCCCCACGACCCCUGGAACCACCACCGGCAGCCAGACCUCCCCAUGUGGUCCGCCAACAAGGAGGACAGGGGGCCUCCGGACAUGCAGAGUGUGGAGCAGAUGAUGAUGCAACAGCACCAAAUGAAGGAGGACCAGCGCUGGUUGGAGCAGGAGGAACGCUUCCUGAAACCAGAUCCAAGGAAUUCAAGAGGCAGCAUUGAGCAGGAUGACUGCAGCCUUCAAGGCACAACGGGAAACCAGCACAUAUACCAGCCCAUAGGCCAACCAGCAGAACAUGCGGCUCCGCCAAAGAAACCCCCUCGGCCCGGGGCGCCCAGUCAUCUGGGCAGUCAGGCCAGCCUGAACCCUGUGGAAAGUUACAAUGACGGAGUGAAGCCCUGGCGGCUCCAGCCUCAGGAGAUCACCCCGCCCCCCACUGCCAACCUGGACCGCUCCAAUGACAAAGUCUAUGAGAACGUCACGGGACUGGUGAAGGCUGUCAUAGAAAUGUCCAGUAAAAUUCAGCCGGCGCCUCCCGAGGAAUACGUGCCAAUGGUCAAGGAUGUGGGUUUGGCACUGAGGACACUCCUGGCCACAGUGGAUGAAACGAUCACUUUACUUCCGGCUAGCACACACCGAGAGGUGGAGAUGGCCCAGAAGCUGCUGAACUCUGACCUGGCUGAGCUGAUCAACAAGAUGAAGCUGGCUCAGCAGUACGUUAUGACCAGCCUGCAGCAGGACUACAAGAAGCAGAUGCUGACGGCGGCCCACGCCCUGGCCGUGGAUGCCAAAAACCUUCUGGAUGUCAUCGACCAGAGCCGGCUGAGGAUGAUGGGCCAGGCCCGGCCGCCGCCUCACUAGUGACGGAGGGGGCGGGGCGGGGGAUGAGCCUGCUGAACUCAGUGCUGCUGUUGGAUGAAUGACUGACUUAUUACUGGAGAGGUGCUGUCACCUGUCCAUUCAUGUCUGAUCAGUGGUUCUUCUUGGAAUGGGAUGAGGGACAAAGGAUGCACUUUUUGGGGGAUUUGAACAGGGCGCUGCUCCUACAGUAAUAGCAGGAUGUACAGAACUCGAUGCAUCAACAAGGCGGAACUACGCCACCUCAGACCCUCAUAGCCCAACACAGAACUUUGUGUGUAAAGACUUGGAACCUUUUAAACAGGUCUAAUUUGUCUAUAUUUUUUGUUGCAAAGAUUUUGUGUGCUGACUGACUGUGAAUUUCUACAGUCCCAGAGACAAAAGAAUCUGGAGACACAUUUCAGAAAUGUUCCUCCCCAGUGGACAUAUGGGAGAUAAGACAGAUGAGGAAACUGAACUGGGUUCUCCAUAGAAGGGAGAACACUGAACUCCUAACACUACAUCUAACAUGAUUCAUUGUUAACACUCCGUGUCAACAACUCAAGAGAAAUUAAUGGAGGAUCACAACCACCAGUAUAUAUUUUCUCUAGGCUCAAUCUGCGUUGUUAAAUAUGAUAAAACAAAGGAUGAAAUAAAACGACAGCAAAGAAGAAAAAGCACUGACAAUUCUUCCAUUUGUUCAUACAUGACUGUAAAAGUAUGUUAUUGGGAAGUUUGCAUGUUAUUUAUUUUCAAGAAUGAUUUAGCUGAAUCCUCUAUUUUAUUUGCAUUCAUAUUAGAACAUUAUCAACACUCACAGCGUAUCUGCUGAAGUGCCCAUUUAACAUCAAAAGUCAUAAGGUCUAGUCUAUGGGAAUGAAUAACAUAAGUGGAGCAUCUUAGUAAUUUUACUCAUACUUAUUGGCUAUUCAAAUACAAUGACAUUCAGGCGCUAAAGUAUUUGGACUGCAAAGCUGUAAAUGUGGCUCAGUUCUCCGGGACUUUGGAUUUUAAGUGUAGUCCGUGAGGAUAUUUUAUGUAAUUUGGAAAUUAUAGCACAUUGUACAUAGUGUCUCCACUUUAGGGAACCAAAAGUAUUUGGACAAAUUUACUGUAUUCGUCUUAAGUAGCCACAUGUUGGAUCUGGUCCAAUAUUCCUAGCAUACAAUGACAGUGUUUCGCUUGCGACUAUAAAGAGGUUGGAUGCAUUUGCAGUAUGUUAUGACUGUCUGUCAUAUUAUUCUGUGUUUUAAUGGUUAAAUCAUUUGUUUCGUUUUUACUUAUAAUUUCUAUGGUUAACUAAAAUAUAAAAUAGCUUUGUAAAUACUUUCACAUUAAUGUUGACGCUUCAAUAACAGUUUAUCCUGAAUUAAUUGUGAAUAAUGAUCAAUGACACAGCAAGGCAUUUGUGCAAAAGGACACUAUAAUACAUUUCACACUCUUGAUCUACCCACCGAAUGCUAGGAAUAUGGGACCCAAUACUGAACCAGUUUACACAGACAGACUUGUAGGUACAUUUGUGCCAAUACUUUCGGUUCCAUAAACGGAACAAAAAGUGCUAUAACUUAUAUAUUUUGCACUCAAAAUGGAUGAUAGUACCCAUGAGUCUCCUUAUUCUCAAAGUCAUGCUUGGGGGUGCUUGGGUACAGAGCAAAAAAAACAUUUAAUGUGCCACUGUCUAAAUACUUUGGCAUCACUGUAAUUAUUCUGUACCUAAGCUAAAAUGUUGCCUAGGUUACUGAAAGUUGCCAGGCCAAGUAAACAGUGACCAUUUAGGGCUACCAUUAAUGUUUGUUGAUCAGGGAAAGGGCACAAAGCGGUAGAAGCAGGAGAGCUGUAUGAAUGUGGACGGCUGUGGUCCCAGUUUUGGGGUCACCACGUUGCCGUCUCCAAAGGCAUCUCGGCCUGCACUAGCUGCCGCUCCGUUACAGGUGGCUGAACCAGCACACUGGUUCACCAUGACCUUCUUACUUUCUAUGGGGAAAACGAAAAUAUCUGUCAUAAACCAUUUUAUAUUUUUUUAUUUGACUCAGCCACUUUUUAAUGGAACCAAUGACAAUAGGCGUAAUACAAAAAACAGGAAACAUAUUUCUCUCAUGUUAAGUCACUCGAUCAACUCUAGCAGUCAAACCAAGGAGGGGUGCUUGGGGUGUGUCCUCCCCCUUGUUGUAAUGGGUCUGGCCUUGCAGCACCAACAGUGUCUUUGGAGCUAAAAAUGUUUAAGUGGUUUUGAGGUUUAUUAUCGUAGUUUGUAUUUGAGGUUUUACAAAAUGCCAUACUCCUGUUUUGGCUUUAGGCUUCUCUUCAGUCUUUGCUGCCUUUUCCUGUGGGGUUUGUAACAUUCUAAACGGCAACCUCUGGCUAACAGGCGACAAGUAUUCUUUCAAAUCUGCAGGCUCGAAGUUGGAACACAUUUUCCAACUUUAAUCCAGCAGUCCUUUUGCAAUUUCUGAUAAUGCUUUUGAGAUAUUGCAAAUUAUUAGGUUUGUCUACAGUUUUAUUUGUGUAUGCCAUUGGUUUCACAUGUACACGUUUUUAUAGGAAGUAAUUUCUAGAUUACAGUUUUUGCUUCUGAGUGACAUUCAUUCUGCAUUUGUUGUCUUUGGAGAAAUCAAGGAAUUUAAGGAAAGAUAAAACAGCCCAUGCUGUGAUAAUCUUUACUUGCAUUUUAUGGUACAGUGGGGAGAACAAGUAUUUGAUACACUGCCAUUUUU